This is a messenger RNA of Linnemannia hyalina, 2346 nucleotides long. NCBI's taxonomy places the organism in Eukaryota, Fungi, Mortierellomycota, Mortierellomycetes, Mortierellales, Mortierellaceae. The record is from the annotation of a GenBank genome assembly.
AUGAACACUGCCGCCCCAACCCCUUCCCAAAACACUCAACAGGAUGCCUACGCUGCAGAGAGGAUCUCUGCCCAGGAGGCCAUGAAGGUCAUGAGAAUCAGCGAACCUCACCAGAAUGUUCAUAGGAGAAAAUCUGCUGACAUUGACGAGACAUAUGGCGCCUCGCGUGUCGAUCGCCAUCUGGCCAGCCGCGCCCAGAGUGUCAGAGAAUCCUCAAAGGCAUACCCAUCGCAGGAGGUGGCACCUUUGAAACUGGCUCAGACACCAGCAUCUAUCGAACGCCGGCGCUCCAAGGUGGAAUCAACUGCAGAAUCUCCCAUCCACUCCGACAGCCAGAACAACAACCGCUACAACCAUUCCACAAACACUACAAACGGCGGCAGCAAUAACAACAACCACCAAUACCGUCAACCUCAGCAACAGACCUAUUCAUCCAACCAACAUCAGGGUUCGACUGCAUCUGCCGGUGUUGUGACCCCCACGGCGGUAGGUCCUACUCAUAUUAAACAGGACCACGAAUCUCAUUCUGCACCAACAAAUGAGUUCCAUAACCAAAAGGCACCUAUUCCGACGUCACCUUCCAGCCCUGUUGACAAUAACGGCUCCUCUGCCCAACAGCAACAGCAACAGCCACCUGCAUCCGGUCGCCAGUCGCGGCUCAGCAACGUUAGCAGCACCAAGGAGUCGUACAGACGCAAGUAUGGCGACAUCCAGGGCUAUACAUACAUCGGCACCAUUGGUCAAGGCAACUUUGGAAAGGUCCUCUUGGCAGAGAACGACAUCACCGGCGAGCAGGUCGCGGUGAAGAUCUUGGAAAAGGCGCAGUUCAAGAGCGAGCAGCAGCGUCUUCACGCGACACGAGAGGCCCGCUUGAUGGCGACCCUCCGCCACCCCAACAUCGUCGAUGUCAAAACGGUGAUGGAAGACGACUACCGGAUCCUGAUCGUCAUGGAGAACCUGACUGGAGGCGAACUGUUUGAUUACAUCUCCAACAAGGGCUCCUUGGACGAGAAGGAGGCCCGUCGCAUCUUCCAGCAGAUUGUCCUCGCCAUCCACUACUGCCACGAGAACAAUGUCGUGCACAGAGAUUUGAAGCCGGAAAACAUCCUGCUGGACAGCGAACGUAACGUCCGAGUGGCCGAUUUCGGGUUCGGGAACAACUGGCACAAGGACCGCCAUCUGACCACCUACUGUGGCUCACCUUUCUACGCUGCUCCGGAAAUGGUCAGUGGUACUCCUUACAUUGGACCCGAGACCGAUGUCUGGUCCCUGGGUGUCAUUCUCUAUGUCCUUGUCUGUGGACGCCUGCCCUUUGAUGCCAGUGACCUGCCAGCCCUCUUUGCGCAGAUCAAGCGCGGAAACUACCAAAAGCCCCGUGAAGGAUCCAUCGAUGUGUGCUCGUUGAUCCAUCGUAUGUUGACGGUCGACCCCAAGCGCCGUGCAACAUUGGCAGAUGUCCUCAGAUCCCGCUGGAUGCGCGCCGACGGUAUGGAUACCAUCUCUGUUGCCCUCCCGGCCCUCUCUACCGCUCCUGCAACCAUCCGUCCACCCUCCGCCUCCACUAAUCGCACCAAUCCUCCUCAGCAGCCACAACAGCAACAGCAGCAGCAGCCUCAGGCAAAGUCGACUGGUCUGCCCACCUUCCACCCCAAUGAAGAUAUCAGCAAGACCAUGAACGUCGUCGUCCCCACCACCAUCUCAACCACCCCACAGCCACAACCACCAACCAUCAACACGAACCGCCACUCCUACCAUCCUACCACCACCAACAAUGACUACCACCCCUACAAUAACAACAACCAACAGCACUCCCAAUCUCACCAACACCACCACUACCCUUACCACAACCACCACCAGAUGGACACUUCUUCUUCCUCACCAAUGAGCCCCGUCCCAGAUCUCUACGACCAUGACGAACAAAUGAGCGACGUCUCCCCCUCCAUGGCCAGCUCCCCAACCGAAACCAUGGCAACAAUCUCCCCAAGCACACCCAUCGGCCCUACAUCCCGCGACGAAGCCCUGGCCAUCGCUGCCGCCAACGCCGCCGCCUCCGGUGGCCUGGUCCACCCAUCUUCCUACCAGAAGCGGUCCAACACCAUGAACGCGUGUUCAGGCAACACGGACGACAAGAUGAUGUUGCACCACCCUUACAAGCAACACAACCGCCCACAUUCGGUCCAUACCUCCAAUGGCGUUUCUCCUGCGACUGGCGAAGCGGUCACUAUCGCGAUGUGUCCUUCCAGCGACGCAUUGAAUGAUGGCUUUGAUUCAUCGUCAAAGAAGAAGAGAAAGACUUUGACAAAGCUCCGUCAGUUCUUUCGUUUCGAGACCGCUGCAAAGUGCUAA